AUUGUUUGUUUAAUAUUCCUUAGAAGUUUAAAGAUCUAUAUAAAGUACCCAAUUUGCUCUCUGAUCUUCACACUCAUCAAACACUACUCAUAGAGCUAUGGUGAAGGCAGCAUCCCUUGCCGGAGUCAACGUGGAGUUCCUUGAAUUCCCGCCAGUGGUCACACCUCCGGGGACCACCAAAUCAUAUUUCCUUGCCGGCGCAGGGGUGAGAGGGUUACCAAUUAAUGGGGUAUUCAUCACGUUCACGGGACUCGGGUUAUAUUUGGAAGACAAAGCAGUUCCAUAUUUGGCUUCAAGGUGGAAGGCCAAAACCCCUGCUCAGUUGUUGGAUUCUCUUCAUUUCUACAGAGACAUCAUCCAAGGUCCGUUUGAGAAACUGAUUAGAGGGUCAAAGCUUAAAACAUUGGAUGGUCCUGAAUAUGUAAGGAAGGUUUCAGAAAAUUGUGUGGCAUACAUGAAAUCCGUAGGAACAUUCGGUGAUGCAGAAGAAAAAGCUAUUCAUGAAUUCAGACAAGCCUUCAAGGAUCAAAACUUCCCACCAGGCUCUACUGUCUUCUAUGAACAAUUCCCCAAUGGAACAUUAGGGCUGAAAUUCUCCAAGGAUGACACAAUACCAGAACAUAGGAAUGCAUUUAUUGAAAACAAGGCACUUUCAGAGGCAGUGUUGGAGACAAUGAUUGGGGAGAUUCCUGUUUCGCCUGCUUUUAAAGAGAGUUUGGCUACAAGACUUUCUCAGAUUCUGAAUGAGGCCAAUCCCUCCAUUGAGUUCUAAGAAGUUGAAGUUCUCAUCAACAACCUUCAAUAAAAAAGGGUUCCAACUAGACAUUGCUGUUUACUUUGUCAUAAAUAAUGCCACUCUUCUUGUCUCAACUAUCUCUGUGCUUGUCUGCCUUUCUUUCCUUUAUGCCAAAUUGCCAAUCAAUUAAAUGAGUGAAACAAA
Messenger RNA from Arachis duranensis, 940 nucleotides. Its product is annotated as chalcone--flavanone isomerase 1B-1. Gene Ontology annotation, molecular function: chalcone isomerase activity. The record is from RefSeq and is a predicted model, not a curated record. The transcript has 4 exons. NCBI's taxonomy places the organism in Eukaryota, Viridiplantae, Streptophyta, Magnoliopsida, Fabales, Fabaceae. Bases 98 to 772 code for a protein of 224 amino acids. Gene Ontology annotation, biological process: flavonoid biosynthetic process.